Rubroshorea leprosula is the source of this 537-nucleotide messenger RNA. The record is from the annotation of a GenBank genome assembly. Lineage: Eukaryota; Viridiplantae; Streptophyta; Magnoliopsida; Malvales; Dipterocarpaceae.
CUGUCCGCUGCUAAAACGACAGCGCUUUGAGGCGGAAGGAGACCACUGGCCCCUCACCCAUACCAUCCCGUACGUUGUGAUAGAUGAGAAUCAGGAGAGUGCAACAAAAUGAAGGGGGAUGGCCUAAUGUCCAUGGAGGAUCGAGAUUCUUCCCGAUUAUAAUUGAGUAUGCUUCAAGGUCAGAUGCCUCAAUGAAUAAAUGGUAGUGUACUUGGGAUCCAUCACGGUUGCAGCAACGAACUUCUACCCUCCAAACAAUGCCCUAUCUGGACAUGGAUUUUCUUGGAGUUUUUCGGGUAAUUUCUCUAGCCAUAUCAAAGGACAAUUCGAGGAUAUCUAUGAAGGUGGAUGGAUGGAGUACUGCUUCGAGGAUCAGUGUGUUGCAUAUCUGUCCAUCACUUCGGUGUUGAGAAAAACACUCAUCAUGGAUGCAGAAUUGAACUGAAAGGGUGGUAUAUGAGGACAAGCAGGGGAAAAAGUUACCGGUUUAGUGGCUCCUUUUGGGGAUCAUUCCAAAAAUGAAUUGAUUUGCUAAUU